AUGUCAGAUUUGGCAAAUACUCCAAGGAGCACAAGAUCCUUCAGAUCUGAAAGCCACUCAGAAGGCACAGUUUGGACUCAGAACAUUUUGAGCCUGAUUCAUUAUGAAGGUCAUCGAGAUGGAACUGAAGACAUAGGCAUAGUGAAAAGAGUCCCUUGGCUGGAGAACAUAAGCGGUAAUACAAAUUACAUCAGUCGCCCAUCCCCUCGGCUCUUUACAAGCCAUCUGCCCUAUUAUUUGGUACCUAAGAGGCUAAGAAACAGAAGAGCAAAAGUUAUUUAUGUGUCAAGAAACCCAAAGGAUGUCUUGGUUUCCCAUUAUCAUUUUAGCAAAAUGUCACUCAUAGUAGAAACAGCAGGAAAAAUGGAUGAUUUCAUGGAAAGAUUUUUAGCUGGUGAAGUUCUAGCUGGUUCAUGGCUAGACCAUGUCGAAGGCUGGUAUGCUCACAAGGAUGACUUCAAUAUUCUCUUCCUUACCUAUGAAGAAAUGAAGAAGGACCUGAGAAAUUCUGUAUUGAAAAUAUGCAGCUUCCUAGGAAGGAAGCUGACUGAGGAAGAGUUACAGACCGUUGUGGAUAUGGCUACCUUUGAUAAAAUGAGACUGGAUCCCAGAUCAAACUAUGAAAAGUUGCCAGUGAAUGUCAUGGACAAAGACAAAGGAUGCUUUCUUCGCAAAGGUACUGUUGGGGACUGGAAAAACAUAAUGACUAUAGCACAGAGUGAAAGGUUUGACAGUGUUUUUAGAAAAAGGAUGGAAAGUCUGCCUGUCAAGUUUUGCUGGGAUAUUAAUGAAGACCUUCCAUCUUGAAAGAUCAGUAUGAAGCUGGCAGUCCAAUGGUAUGUGGGAGACAGAAUCUGAUAUAUUUCCCCCAUAUAUGCAGAAGAAAUCUUCCAGAAAGAGCAGAUGAUGGAAAGGAAUUCAAUCUGGCCAUCAUAAAAGCGCAUUUAUGGGAAUUCUUUUCAGAACAAUCAGUCCAAUGCGUCAACCUCCCAUCCUCAAAUAAACUUUUUUUCUCUUAAAUAAAAAAGGAUA
This is a messenger RNA of Sphaerodactylus townsendi, 1032 nucleotides long. RefSeq names its product amine sulfotransferase-like. Lineage: Eukaryota; Metazoa; Chordata; Lepidosauria; Squamata; Sphaerodactylidae. The record is from RefSeq and is a predicted model, not a curated record. Gene Ontology annotation, cellular component: cytoplasm. Gene Ontology annotation, molecular function: sulfotransferase activity. The coding region runs from base 1 to 807 and encodes 268 amino acids. Gene Ontology annotation, biological process: sulfation. The transcript has 8 exons.